Molecule: messenger RNA, 204 nt
Organism: Adineta steineri
Lineage: Eukaryota; Metazoa; Rotifera; Eurotatoria; Adinetida; Adinetidae
Source: the annotation of a GenBank genome assembly
AUGUUAGGUCUUACUAUUGGCGAAAAUAUAUCAUAUGGGUGUUCAUCACAUAGAUUUACUUAUGAAGAUAUUAUUAAUGUAGCUAGACGAGCUCAUUGUCAUAAUUUUAUAGAAGCAUUACCAAUGGGUUAUGAUACACCUGUAGGAUUGAAUGGAACUUCGUUCUUAUCUGGAGGUCAAAAAAAGCGUAUUGCUAUUGCAUGA